Molecule: messenger RNA, 965 nt
Organism: Gastrolobium bilobum
Lineage: Eukaryota; Viridiplantae; Streptophyta; Magnoliopsida; Fabales; Fabaceae
Exons: 6
Coding region: 64-660 (198 amino acids)
Source: RefSeq, a predicted model, not a curated record
GAAAAAGUAACGAAAACUCCAACAACAUUUUGUUUUCUUUCCCCCCCUAGAAAGCUCGAGAAAAUGCCGAGAAACAGUGAGGUAGAGGAAGAGAACGUGGGCACAACGACGAGCACCGCCGACACCACCACUACCAGACUGAGAAGUAGAGCAGAUCCUGUUCUGGUAGUGUUUAGGUGCUUCAGCUUCGUGACCGCUUUAGCUGCCAUUCUCUGCAUCGUCGCCAAUGUCCUCUCCGCCAUUCGAUCCUUCAAAAACGGAUCUGACAUUUUCGAUGGCAUAUUUCGAUGUUACGCGAUUGUGAUAGCGGGUUUCGUUGUCCUAGCCGAAACUGAAUGGAGUUUCAUCAUCAAGUUCUGGCAGGUUUUGGAGUAUUUGGCUGCGAGGGGUAUGCUGCAAAUCUUUGUUGCGGUCAUGACAAGGGCUUUCCCUGAUUAUACUGGGGAGCGAAAGGAGCUUGUUCUUCUACAGGAAAUAUCGAGCUAUUUGCUACUUGCCUGUGGCGUAGUUUAUGUUGUUUCAGGAAUCCUGUGCAUUGGUUUUCUUAAACGUCAUCGCCAGAAGCUAGAGACCACAAGAGAUCAAGCAGUAAAGGAUCUGAAGGAGUUGGAACGGCGCAGGGAGGAACUUGAACAACUGCUCCUUGCAGAAAGAGCUUAAAACUUUUGAAAUAUGUAGUGCUGAAAUUGAUCCAUAGUGAAGAUACCUCCACAGCAAACCUAUGAAACUCUGUUUUAGUUUUGUUGCUUACAGAAUUGUUUGUUCAUUCUUUGUAACUAUUGAAUUGUGUUCUUAAAGGUAGGGUGUUAAGGUUAGGCUAUUGGCCUAUUAUUUGUAAAUAUGUAAAGAAACAUUCAAAUUUGUGUUUCAACGUUUAUUUAGAAGUUUAAGUCCAACUAUAACUGACGUCAGAUAAUAAACUCUCUACUUUUUAAGAGAAGUUUCUGUUGUAAAAUGUACAUUUU